Messenger RNA from Oikopleura dioica, 990 nucleotides. NCBI's taxonomy places the organism in Eukaryota, Metazoa, Chordata, Appendicularia, Copelata, Oikopleuridae. The record is from the annotation of a GenBank genome assembly.
AUGAAUCUUGUUGAAGCCCAAGAAUGUCUCCAGCGGGUGAACCUCUACCGACAAGUUCAUCAAGCUGAUGAACUUGAGCUUGAUGAAAAUCUCUGCAAGGACGCGGCUAAGUGGGCGGCUCAACUUGCGGCUAAAGAUCGACUUGAGCAUAGUCCACGAGAAGAUCGAGAAAAUCAGGGCGAAAACCUGAGCGGCCACACCGGCGAGCAAGAAAUCGUCAAGGCGAUCGACCGAUGGUAUGGCGAAGAAAAAGAUUACUCGUUCAAGAAAAAUAAGUUCUCAGGGAAUACGGGCCAUUUUACUCAAAUCGUGUGGCGGGAAACGAAGAAAUUCGGUAUCGCUCAAGCGAAAUCUUCCACUGGAUGGACUUAUGUCGUCGCCAGAUUCUCGCCUCCGGGAAAUUUGAUCAUGACUCCACCUGGCGAGGAAGAGUGCUUCAAGCAAAAUGUCAAGAAGGCUGACAAAUCGCUCGAGAAAGCAAUGAAAACUCUGAAAAUCGUAAAAGAAAGCAACCAACCGAAAAAGUUCAAGACACCCGGAAAAGAUGAGCAAAAAGAAGUGCUGGAGCAAAUAAACCGAAUUCGAGGCAACCACAAAGUCAACCCUUUGAAGCUGGACAAGAACUUGGUCGAAGAUGCGGAAAAAUGGGCCAAGAAAAUGGCGAAAAAUGAAAAAGCAGAAAGUGGAAAUGCCGAGGAUCAAGGAGAAUGUCUUUUUACAUACAGUGGCCCGAAUUUCUCCCUCUCCGGCGCAGUAGAUGCCUGGUACGGCGGCAAAGAAAAGUACAACUUCAACACUCCCGGCUGGCAACCUGGAUCUGGAAAUUUCACUCAACUCGUCUGGGCUGAUUCUGAAAAUUUCGGCAUCUCUGCAUCCCAGGGAAAGUCUGGAAAGAUCUACGUCUGCGCUCGAUUCUCACCCCCUGGAAAUGUGAUCGUUACUCCACCAGGAGAAGCUGCUUGUUUUCAGAAAAAUGUCUUUGGUUCUUAA